CUGAUCUUUCACAAACUCCAGAACUUAUACAAUGGCUCUUUCUGCGCGCUCCCUUCGUGCCAACACUUGCGUGUCGGGGCGGCAAGCCGCUCGCCGGGUCGUGCCGAGCUGCAGGCCCCGGCGCACCCAACUCCAAGUCAAUGCCCUCUUUGGCGGCCAGGGUGGUGGUGGCAACCCAUUUGACAUGAAGAACAUCAUGGAGAGCGUUAAGAAGGCGCAACAGCUCGUGCAAACGGAGACCGCUCGCGUGCAAGCCGAGCUCGCUGCCACCGAGUUUGAGGGGUACGAUGAGGACGAGUAUGUGCGGGUGGUCAUGUCGGGCAACCAGGAGCCCCGCCAGGUGGACAUCACACAAGCGGCCAUCGACAUGGGGGCGGAGGAGUGCUCGCGCCGGACGACGGAGGCGAUGCGGGACGCGCAUACAAAGAGCGUCGCGGGCAUGAAGGAGAAGAUGAGGGAGCUGGCUAAGAACCUGGGCAUCCCCAACCCCGGCGCACUCAGCAUGUAGAGCACGCAGCGCACGCAUGCAGAGCACGACACGUUCGGAGGGUUGCGCCUGGGAGGUGGCGUCAGCGCAGAUGUUAGUACUGGAGCGCAGGGAGUGAAGCGGGGACUGCGAUGUGAUGUGGCACUGCGUGUUGGUACGGCAGAUGGGGCGUGGGGACCUGCAUGAUAGUGGGUAGGCGCUGAGGGUAGGAGUGAAGGGGGCUGCCAUUUUCAGAGUGGGGUGUGCAUGGCACGUGCACGAUGUUUGGGUGCUGUGUUCUCAGCCCGGGUUAAUACCUAUGUGCUAGGUGUCACUCGCAGUUUAGGCCGCAGCUGUUGCGGCAGUUAGGCCCUGGCAUGCUUUCGCAUGCCGCGACUGUGAACCCCGUAGGCAGGGUGUUGUUGGCACAUCUGGAGACCAUGGAUCAGUUCCCGUGACUUGCAGUAAGUCGAGGUUGUUAACAGGGGGAAAGACAGAUUAAGCUGCUUUCCGUUUGCCGCCCCUGACGCAUGCCAGAACCAGGCCCUAUCGCAGCACUUCUUACCAUCCCAGACUGCGCAGCGGUGUGUCCAAUGAGGGUCCGUGUACGGCACUCGGCCCCCAGCCGCACCCCGUCUCGCUGCCAGAUCGUACCCACCAUGUCCCUUGCGGGCGAAGCCAGUGCGUGCGGACAGCCGGGGGAAACCGCGAGAGCCCAUUCCCUCCUGUGCU
Astrephomene gubernaculifera is the source of this 1198-nucleotide messenger RNA. The record is from the annotation of a GenBank genome assembly. Lineage: Eukaryota; Viridiplantae; Chlorophyta; Chlorophyceae; Chlamydomonadales; Astrephomenaceae.